AUGUUACUAAGUGCUAGAGCUAAGAGGCUUGUUGCAGAACAUCGUUUAAAAACUUUAAGAGAAAAACAGAAUUUAGAACAUAAACAAAAGGAACUUGAGAACCAACGCGAACUGUUAGAACAGGAGAGCGAGUUGGAAGAGGCUAAAAUCGAGGAGUCAGUAUUUACGGACGUUCUGAUUGAAACUUCCGGAAAUGCGCUUGCUACUGAACAGACGUAUAUAAUGAGCGGAUGUGACACGAAUAUUCCGACUUCCGGCGGCGCAACGGAAUCAAAUGAGAAUAUCUUGGAUGGCGAAAAUUCUACUACCGGUUCAGGUUUUGAUCCGAUUGUUAUGGCGACGGUUCAAGGAAAUUCUUCCAGAGUAAAUGGUAAGACGGGCAUUCCUAUACAAUCAGGUUCCAGUCACAGCAAUGGUUCAGAGUUUGAGAGACUGGCAUCCAUUUUACAAGAAGGGUUUAACUUACCUAAGCCUGAGUUACUAGCAUUUAAUGGUUCGGUAAUAGAUUAUACAAAGUUUAUAAAGAAUUUCGAGACAAAUGUGGAGUCAAAAGUAAGUGACAAUAGACUUAAAUUGAGUUACUUGAUACAAUAUUGUUCUGGUGAGGCUAAAUCCUGUAUUGAGGAUUGUGUAUUGUUAAGUUCUGAUGAUGGAUACAAACGAGCUAAAGAAAUUUUACAAUCUCGUUAUGGUAGGCCGCAGGUAAUCGCAAAAAAAUUACAUUGA
Messenger RNA from Mercenaria mercenaria, 726 nucleotides. RefSeq lists its product as uncharacterized. The transcript has a single exon. The record is from RefSeq and is a predicted model, not a curated record. Lineage: Eukaryota; Metazoa; Mollusca; Bivalvia; Venerida; Veneridae. The coding region runs from base 1 to 726 and encodes 241 amino acids.